This is a messenger RNA of Esox lucius (northern pike), 5581 nucleotides long. It is a transcript of the gene snx17, whose product is annotated as sorting nexin 17. Gene Ontology annotation, cellular component: early endosome. Gene Ontology annotation, biological process: intracellular protein transport; signal transduction. Bases 726 to 2150 code for a protein of 474 amino acids. NCBI's taxonomy places the organism in Eukaryota, Metazoa, Chordata, Actinopteri, Esociformes, Esocidae. Gene Ontology annotation, molecular function: phosphatidylinositol binding. The transcript is spliced from 15 exons. The record is from RefSeq and is a predicted model, not a curated record.
GAUACACUUCCGAUACAUUAUUGCUUAACAGCUGCAAUGUAGCCAGUUUUUUGUUGAUUGUUUGGAUCACAUCCCGACUGUUGGCCGAACUGCUUGCUCGUCAAUGCAUUCUAUUUUGGGAAACGUCAAGACCCAGAAAAAAGCAAAAACAAUACAACACAUCUGUGCCUGUUUUCUCUCAGACGUGUGUACCAUUUAGGGCAGUGACGAGGGAUUCUGGAGCAAACUGCGCCCUUUCAUCCGAGAGUUCUGUUGAUUACGCAAGUGAAUUGAAUUGUGAGCACGAAUUGGAAACUGGUUGCUGUUGUAACAGACCCAACAGUGAAUGUUUUUUGGACUUCUACACGCACAGGGACGAAGAAAGAAUGGUACAGCUAACAAUGAAGGUGAAAUUACCUACAUCUGCAACAUGGCUGCUACGGGGACGGUAGUGGGGAAAAGUUUAGGGCACUGACGUGGGAGAAGUUUUAUACUAAUUUAGAAGUCUACAUUGCCGCAGGAAUUGUAAGAUAAACAAAUCAGACGUUUUUCGUCGCUUCAUAUUGUACAACGAACGGAACACCGUGGAUUACCGACUGAAAGCGGAAGAGUGCAAGACCACUUUCUUCGUCCAUCCUAUGAUUAUAGUUAUCAAGCAAUCGCCGUAGACUUUCGUCUAGAUUUGUGGUGGCGUUUUCAUCCUGAAUAGUGGACCUGUCGUCCAGUUCGACUAUCUAAAAUAUAAAAUGCAUUUCUCCAUUCCCGAAACGGAAGUUCGUUCGGGUGAAAAUGGUUCAACAUAUGUGGCCUACAACAUCCAUGUGAAUGGGGUUCUGCACUGCCGUGUGCGUUACAGCCAGCUCCUUGGCCUACACGAACAGAUAAAGAAGGAGUAUGGGAACAACGUGGUGCCUGCCUUCCCACCCAAGAGGAUCUUCACACUGACCCCAGCAGAGGUGGAGCAGCGACGAGAACAGUUAGAGAAAUACAUGCAAGCUGUACGGCAGGACCCCAUCCUGGGAGCAUCUGAGAUGUUCAACAGCUUUCUGAGGAAAGCCCAGCAGGAGACCCAGCAGAUCCCAACAGAAGAGGUUCCUCUGGAGAUUUACCUUUCCAAUGGCCAUAAAGUCAAGGUCAACAUUCUGACCUCUGAUCAGACUGAGGACGUCCUUGAGGCUGUUGCAUUGAAGUUGGACCUUCCUGACGACCUGGUUGGUUACUUCAGUCUCUUUCUGGUUCGAGAAGGUGUGGACGGAGGCUUAACGUUUAUAAGGAAGCUGCAGGAGUUUGAGCUGCCCUAUGUUUCAGUCACCAGCUUACGAAGCUCCGACUUCCACAUCAUCCUGAGGAAAAGUUACUGGGACACAGCAUAUGACAGCAACGUGAUGGAGAACCGAGUGGGGCUCAAUCUUCUAUAUACCCAGACGGUGUCAGACAUAGAGAGAGGCUGGAUACUUGUCAACAAAGACCAACACAGACAACUGAAAUCACUGCAGGAGAAAGGAUCCAAGAAAGAAUUGAUCAGACUCGGCCAGACCCUGAAGUACUUCGGCUACAUCAAGUUUGACCCGUGUAUCACGGACUUCCCGGAGAAGGGCUGUCAUGUGAUUGUCUCCGCGGGCAACAACGAGCUGAACUUCCAUGUCAAACUGCCCAACGAGCAGAUGAAGGAGGGGAGCUUCAAGGUCACACGGAUGAGGUGCUGGAGGGUCACCUCCUCUCAAGUCCCAGUGGUGAAUGGCACGGCCGGACCUGCUCCCGGCUCCUCUGCCAAGUGUGAUGUGAAGCUGGAGCUGGCCUUCGAGUACCUGAUGAGCAAAAACCGCCUGCAGUGGGUCACCAUCACUAGCCCCCAGGCCAUCAUGAUGAGCAUCUGUCUCCAGUCUAUGGUCGAUGAACUGAUGGUGAAGAAGUCAGGUGGCAGCAUCACAAAGAUGCUGAGGAAACGCCACAACGGUUCCCUUCACCGCUCGGACAGUCAGCAAGCUGUGAAAUCUCCCCCUAUAUUGGACUCCCCAGAUUCAAACCGAGAACAGGUUGUCAAACUCUCAACCAAGCUGAGUUCUGUCUCUCUCAGAGGAAUCACUGCCUCCAACUCAGCCAACGACAUCAGCGGAAGUGAUUUUCAUGGCAACUACGCCUUUGAGGGGAUCGGGGACGAUGACCUGUAAUUCCACAGAAAGAUUCCACGCCGAGCUGAGCCAAGCAGAAAGAGACGAGUUGGUUGUCCGAUUCUGCAAGAUUGUAGCCCCUCCAGCAUGUCUGCUGCCCGCCUUCUGUUCUCAUCCUUCUCAUAAAGCCGAUUCCUGAUCUCUCACGGACAGAUUAUGCGGCAAGAAUCUGUCAAGGACACUGAAUAAUGGGAUUACGAGCAGCAGCAGUAGUUCCUGUUUUGGGAUUUUAGUCUUUUAACUUUUUGAAGAAAUCUAGAUUGAGUACAGGCAGUGCUUAAACAGGGACAGUGAGCUAGAACCCACAGCCACAAAUUUGGCGAUUAAUGUAAUCAUGUAAGCAUAACCAGGGGUUGAAGUAAUAGAAGGGAGGGGUGUAGCAGAGAGAGGAAACGAAAAUCACAAUGAUCAACAACAAUCCCCAACAAGUAAAAGAGGAAUUUUACCUCUGGUUUACCAAGCUGACUCUGUCCCCUAAAUAGUACAGGACUUCUGAAUGGAGCCCCUGGUAACCUGGUGGAAGGUCUUGCGUUAUAUAAGGUUCUAUUAAGACUAUGUAGCGUCUGUGUUUUAGUUUUGUUAAGGCUGGGAUUCAUUCAGACCUGUUACGCCGCGUCUUUUGGAUACAAUUACUAAGACCAGUCUGCAAGUCAGCAAUGGAACAACAGCCCCAAUGCUCCAACGCAGGUUAGAUUGAAUUGAGCCCUAAAACUGCCCUGUUUAACUCCUGUUGUUGAUGUUCUUGGUUGAUGUCAAGUGAUAUUGAGACAGGCCAGGCAUGGCUAUUGUCAGUUAAGAUCCUUUAACAUCACUAGACAUGGAAGGUCAAUGGAUGUGUAGUGCUGCAUCACCAUGGCAUUGUCCAUUUAGCAGUCUUUUCCUGGAACUCCCAGGCAUUCCUUCUUUGUAGAUGUUUGUGGGACAGUACAUUUCCGUAACAGUGCCAUUCACAGUCUCCUUUUGUCUUUUUCUGUAGCCUGUUAACCCAUCCCAUCUGAAAUUCAAGGUGCAAACCAGUUAAUUGAUUUUGUAACAAGGGUGCCUGUUCUUGCUUUCCAUAUGGGUUACUGUCCUAUACUGGCGGUCCUGUAGACCAGAGCGAUGUUAGAGCAGCUCUGACGCCAGUGAUGUGGGGCCCAAUUUGACAUGAGAGGACAUGGCUCUGUCUGUUGUCUUCCUGGGUCAUUCCCAGCUGCUGUCCAGGUCAAUGACCCAUACACAGAAUGCCAAAAUGUUCCCAAUGUGCCAACAACAAAACAUCAAUAACUUCUUUGGGUAUUUUACCCCCCUGCGCAUUUGAAGGGAGACCGACUAAUUGCAGUAGCUGAGAAUUGAAUCGUCUCUCAUUGUGAAUGUUACACUGAGGGUUUUUUGUCAGCCAACUCGUAUCGGUGGAUGACUUCACAGAGGAAUUGUGGUGGUUGAUUCAGCCAGGAAGAUCCUAUCAUAAUCAAAUUAUAAUCUUACGCCUUAAAGUGUUUCUUGUGACUUUGUCGGAACUCUGAACAAAUCCAGCAUUAGGUUGCCGUUAGUCAAAAACCAAGUCUGUCUGAGCCUCAGCCAAUGGGAGCUCGUCUUUCAGGAUCUGUAGUGUUCAACUGAGUUGGCUCAACUGCUUGCACUUCCUGAAUCUAUAGUUUUGCACAGUAAUGCGUUUAAGUAAGCAUCUCACUUCUGACAAUGUCACUAAUUGAUCUUUUGACCAAUCACAUCAGUUGUUUUUCCUGAUCUGAUUGGUCUAAAGGACAGUUAUUGGGGGAUCAUAAUCGUGCUGCCUUUGUAGCCUUACAGAUACAGAUGGAUAUUCAUUAAGUGGAGCAUGAACACAUUGAGGGCUGCAUCCCCAACGUCACCAUGUUUGACUGUUGUCGUCUGGGAUGUAGAAUUAUUUCCAAGCAGUUCUCAAAAUCCAUAUAGAUUUUUUUCUUCUUUUUUCAGCCUUCUGUUUUGUCAAGGCUUCUCAUAAAUGCCAAAAUUAUAGUUUACUAAUGCAUUUUGCACAAAAGAAACAUAAAAAAAUCAUUGGUAUAAAGUCACUUUUUAUAUAUGCAAUUAAGAAAGUAUUCUUAAAUGUUUACUAAUAUCUGUAUCGUCAAUAGACUGUAAUCACAAAUAGAUCAAAUGUAAUCUAAGCUGUAUAAGAUGAUUAGAUGAAAAACUAACAUUUAUUAUUGUUUACAGAUGUGUUUUUUUUAGGGAAAUUGUUGUUAGAAUGCUAAGUGUUUACAAAUUCCAUGUCUAAUUUGUAUUAUUGAUUGUGUUAUUUUGCGAACAAAAACAUCUGUGGAACAUUUAUGUGGGUUCAUUCAGUUAAUUCCAUUUCAUACUUGGAAAUAAACAAUAUGGCAAUCAUCUCAAGAUCAGAAAAUUGUGGUGACAAGGUGCUCAGUGGAAAACCAGCAUGUUUAACCUUUCCUCUUUCAGAAAACAGAGAUGAACUUCUUUAUAGACAUUUUUGAUUUCCAACAUUUUGUUAAAUAUGUCAUUCCAAGCAUUUAAAGCUCAAAUCAUUGCUAUUUGCCAGGUUCAAUGUAACUUUUAUUCCAGGUAUUUUCCAGGCAAUGAUGAACAACACAUAACCAGCAACUUGCUUGAAUACUAGUGCAAGUUGACAUAGAGGACACUUGAGGGCCUGGUGGUUUAGCCUGGUGGUUCCACACCUGUUUUGUACUGACUUGCCAGGCUAAGAGAAGGCUGUUCUGAUCAAGUGUUCCCUGAUGUCAGGUAAAUGAAUGCAGACCCAUUGACUGUGCUGACAGCUAGAACACAUGGCUGUUCUAGAACACAUGGCUGUUCUAGAACACAUGGCUGUUCUAUAGAGACGUUGUUAAUCUGUGAUGUUCUCAAGGUUGAAUCCUUAUCACCCUGUUCCCUAUGUAGUGCACUACUUUAGACCAGGAUCAAUGGGUCUGCAGUCAGAAGUGGUGCCCUAUUUAGUGAAUGGGGGUGCCUUUGGGAUGCAGCUAAUAUGUUUUCAAUUAUACGUAUUUAGGAGCUGGAUUCAAUCUGAAGGGUGGAACAUUAGUGUUUCAUGAAGCGUUUAUAGCACCAUUGGUCAUUUGUAUUAAGCCAAACGUGAACAUUGCUUGUGUUUUAAUUGUGCUCCAGCAUGGAUCUGCUGAGUUUCAGAUUGAAUCUAGAAAUAAAAUCAUCUGGAUGGUUUGUAAAGUCUGUCAAAGGCAUGACAACGUUUACAAAGGCAGCCGAUUCUGAUUCUGUCAAAACACCAAUUUAUGGAAACACAACCCGUACUGAAAAAGGAUCGUAUGAGAAAUUCUGAUGUGAUCAGAAUGGGUGUGCCCAUGUAAAUGCAGCCUAUAGCUGAUCAGGAUGAGUGUGCUGUUUGUCAUGGCUGUCUUACAUUGUUAAAGAACCCAUGGAUGAGAGCUACAAAGUCCUGGAUUUCAAUAAAUUGAAUAGGUGCCAAAUAA